AUGCCUCCCACACUCUCAUGGCGGCAAGCCGCCGUGGCAGCCCUGCUGUUCAACGCAGCGGUGACUGCUAACUACGACGCUCGAAACGCUGAAGCCUCGAAAGAUACAAAGCGGGCUUUGGAUACUGGCUCAGUCAAGCAUGGACGAUUUGAUGUGCGGAACUUGGUUCAAAAGCUGGAUGUUGGCAGUGUCCUGUCUGCCUUGGGCACGAACAAGGCACAGGAUGCGUCCCCGAAUCUGACUCCCCUCGCCGCCGAGGGUGCCGCUGCCCCCGUGCCGGCACCUCCUGCCAAUGGAGCACCUCCAGCGCCGCCUGCAAAUGGAGCGCCGCCUCCUCCCCCGGCUAACGGAGCACCACCGCCGCCUCCCCCGGCGAAUGGAGCACCUCCCCCUCCUCCUGCGAAUGGAGCACCUCCUCCUCCUCCUCCUGCGAAUGGAGCACCCCCUCCUCCUCCUCCUAAUGGAGCAGCGCCGCCGCCACCGCCGCCAAACGGAGCGCCCCCUCCUCCUCCCGACCCGAACGCUGCUCCCCCGCCGCCUCCCGAUCCGAAUGCUGCUCCUCCUCCCCCGCCUCCAGAUGCUCCACCCCCGGAUCCGAACGCUCCUCCUCCGCCACCACCUGAUGGAGCGCCGGCACCUCCGGACCCGAACGCUGCUCCGCCACCACCUCCUGACGCCGAGGCACCUCCUCCGCCUCCAGAUGGAGGACCGCCCCCUUCUCCGGAAGGUGAGGCUCCUCCGCCGCCUCCAGCCGACGGACCUCCUCCUCCUCCCCCGGAAGGUGAAGCCCCUCCGCCGCCUCCAGCUGACGGACCUCCUCCUCCGCCUCCGGAUGGAGGGCCGCCGCCGCCCCCUGAUGGUGGACCUCCUCCUCCGCCCCCUGGGGCGGCACCAGUUGCCGGCGCUGCUCCUCAACCUCUAGCUGUUCCGGCUGUUGGCGCUCCACCGGCUCCCCCUGGACUCGCUGCCAACGCUACCGCCCCGCCUGCUAAGGAUGGAAAGAAGGGGAAGAAAGGAAAGAAGGGCAAGGACGAUGCCGCAAAAAAGGCAAGGGACGAUGCCAAGAAGAAAGCAGAUGAGGCUAAGAAGAAGGCAGAGGGUCUGCAACCAGGAGCUGCUGGCCCCGGCGCUGCCGCAGCGAAUGGUACGGCACCUGUCGGCCCAGAUGGCAAGAAGGCGAAGAAGGGCAAGAAGGAUAAGAAGGGGAAGAAGGGCAAGGCUCUCGAACCCGGUGCCGCUGCCGGCAACGGUACCGCUCUUGUUGGACCUGACGGCAAGGCUUUGAAAGGAAAGGGCAAGGACGAUGCUGGCAAGAAGGCCCGAGAUGAUGCGAAGAAGAAGGCUGAUGAUGCCAAGAAGAAGGCGGACGCGGCAAGGGGUGCCGCUGGACCUGGUGCUGCGGCCGGAAACGGUACCGCGGCGGCAGCCCCUCCUCCUCCUCCUCCUGAUGGGGCAGAGGCUUUGGAUCCUGAGGCGAAGAAGAAGGCUAAAGAGAAUGGUGCUGAGGGCGCCGCUGGUCCAGCCGAGGAGGCUGCUCUCGGUCCGGAAGGAAAGGGCAAAGAUGACGAUCCCGAGGCGAAGAAGGCCAAGGAGGCUGCCGGAGCAGGAGCAGCGGCUGCAGGACUGGAAGCACGCAAGGUUGGAAGUCUAGGCCGACGCUUCGGUGACUCCGAUCAGAGUGACCGACGACGCCGGGUGCGAUUCAUCAAGCGACGGAACCUCAUGGCCAACUGGGGCUGGUAA
This is a messenger RNA of Colletotrichum karsti, 1743 nucleotides long. RefSeq lists its product as uncharacterized. Bases 1 to 1743 code for a protein of 580 amino acids. Lineage: Eukaryota; Fungi; Ascomycota; Sordariomycetes; Glomerellales; Glomerellaceae. The record is from RefSeq and is a predicted model, not a curated record. The transcript is spliced from 2 exons.